Molecule: messenger RNA, 2032 nt
Organism: Fukomys damarensis (Damara mole-rat)
Lineage: Eukaryota; Metazoa; Chordata; Mammalia; Rodentia; Bathyergidae
Gene: Lzic
Product: leucine zipper and CTNNBIP1 domain containing
Exons: 8
Coding region: 190-765 (191 amino acids)
Biological process (GO): negative regulation of Wnt signaling pathway
Cellular component (GO): nucleus; beta-catenin destruction complex; cytosol
Molecular function (GO): beta-catenin binding
Source: RefSeq, a predicted model, not a curated record
GGAGCCGGAAGUGAGUGCGUCAGGCGGAAGUGCUCCUAUCGAGAGGUCCGGCGGCCGGGGGCCCUCAGUUGAUCCUCGGAACUUCGAGAAUCCGAGGUUGGUGCCAUCGGAGAACGGUCGAGUUCCCGCAGCCAGGUUACCAAAUACAAUAUACCGCGUGUGGGUUCAUUGUUCUACAUAGAGAUUAAAAUGGCUUCCAGAGGAAAGAUGGAGACAAGCAAAUUGAAGCAGAAUUUAGAAGAACAGCUGGAUAGACUCAUGCAGCAGUUACAAGACCUGGAGGAAUGCAGAGACGAACUUGAUACAGAUGAAUAUGAAGAGACCAAAAAGGAAACUCUGGAGCAGCUGAGUGAAUUUAAUGAUUCUCUGAAGAAAAUUAUGUCUGGAAACAUGACGUUGGUGGAUGAGCUAAGUGGAAUGCAGCUGGCUAUUCAGGCGGCCAUCAGCCAGGCCUUCAAAACCCCAGAGGUCAUCAGAUUGUUUGCAAAGAAGCAACCCGGUCAGCUUCGGACAAGGUUAGCAGAGAUGGACAGAGACCUGAUGGUGGGCAAGCUGGAGAGAGACCUGUACACCCAGCAGAAGGUGGAGAUCCUCACGGCGCUCCGGAAGCUUGGAGAGAAGGUGCUGUCCUCAGCCAGUUUGAGAAAGUCUCCUCGGACCUCGGCUCUGGAGACAAAGUCCUCGCUCUGGCAAGUUGUGAGGUUGAAAAAGCCAAAAAAUGACAGAAUUUGGCAGCUGGUGGUAUCAGUUACGUUCUUACUAUAGAUGGUGGUUUUCUUCUGAGGAUUUUGAGUCAUUGCAAAGAAACAGAUUCUCAACAUGCAUUUAAAUUCUAAGGACGGGUGACAGGAUACUCGGCAGCUUCCUCCGCUGGUCCGCCUCGCCGCGGUGGGAUGGAGGGACUCGCGGGGCUUCACUCCUCCCCAUCUGUCUGUGUGCCAGAGAAUACAUAAAAUGACUUCUCUGUUUAUGAAGACUCCUUGAUUCUGAGUGCUGGUAGUGAAAGAAAAAAUGUGCGGGAGGGUCCUUUGUCCUUCACUUUUCUCCCUCCCAGUGUGAAGGAGCCGCAGCAUCACCAGACCACAGAGUUCCUAGAUUUUAGGGCUCUGAGCGAUCUGAGAAAUCACUUUCACUUUACAAAACGGAAACUGACACUCGGAGCAGGUGAGGCUCGCGAAUGUGGUGCCCGCCUAGCAUGCUCAAGGCGCCGGGUGUGAUUUCCAGAGCAGCAAAAAAGAAAUUUAAAAGAAGAAGAAGAAAGAGUGAAUGAGUGAUUUGCUUACAGUCACAGUAGAGAAGGAGCUAGGAUAAGAGUCGGGGGUGUGGGUUCAAUUUUAAUUCAACAUUCUGUAAUGCUUCAAAAAAUAAUUAACUUGUAGUCGUGCACGUCAGCGUCUGUGAGCAUUCAGUGUCCGGCCCAACGCUGCCUGGGCUCCGAGGCGCGUCUGCCUGGGGGCGGCAUGAACUGGGGGCCAUUGUGUCCCGGGAUCUCUGCCUGGAACCACGGCGCCCCGUUGGGUCCCAACACCUAACCCGCGCACUUUCACUAGGGCAGCCAUAGGAAGUGGUAGCCAGAGGCCUCCCUGGGCCCGACCUCCUGCCAGGCUGAGUGGGAACAGUGCUCUGCUAUUAACGCCGCAGUUUCGGGGAACACAAAACGAGUUCUGAGGAAAGCAGGUUUCUCUCGAGGUGUCCCCACCUCCCUGCCUGGUUAAGGGCACAGACGCAUCCUGCGCAUGCGCACCGGCUGGUUUCCCAGGCACUGGCCGUUCUGUAUUCGGUCUGUUUCUGUGUAUUACUUUUCUUUUGCGCUUUAUACAAGUUGCCACAUUUGUAAUGCUUCUCAUAUACUCUAAAUUCUACUAGGUGCUUUGCCAACAAAUUAGAGGACCUCAGCUACAUUAAUGCCUUAUUGAGAACUUUUAACAUUUUGUUGUUUUCUUUUUGGAGAGCCUUACUGUGUUGCCCGCAUUGGCCUCAGACUCCUGAGCUCAAGUGAUCCUCCUGCCUCACCCUUCUCAGUGGCUGGAAC